CCUUUUUGAGCACCAUCUACAUUUCCGUUCGCCUUCGCAGACCGUAUUAUAGGCAUAUUUGUGGUUCCAGAAUAGCGCCGACUGAGUGUGCCAUUCCUACGUGUUUGUCCCCCUGGAAAAAGAGAGGUCCCUCACGGCUGGGCUUACGUCAGGGUGAUCAAACUGCUUUUGAAGGCGACCGCCCCGAGUGCGAGCCUGCUAUCUUUCUUGCGUAUUCAAACGUUAGCGAAGGCGCCAACGCAGUCCACAUGUUAGCAGUACUUGUUAUUUUGGAUGCUUGACCCCUUGCUUCAGGUGGGAGAGUAUCCGCAGUGAACGAGCCGGAAACAAACGCGGUUAGGGGCCAACGGUCAUGGUCGACCAGAGUGAAAAUGUGCAACCAGGCUCAACGCGUAAGAAGCUUGCGGAGGUCCGCACGACGGUGGACACGCCUGCACCGUUGGGAAGUCUGUGGAAUGGAAUGAAUAUGGGAAGCGACCUGUCAAUGGCUCACACGCCUGAGGUCAAGCAGCCAAUAUUUCAAUUUACCCGCCCUCAUGGCUUUGCAAGCUCUAUUUCUGCGCGAGGCAGCUCUUCUACCGUAGUGCCCACCAGCGCGGCGAAGCCGCCCUUGAGCGCGCGCAAUACACCGUUACGCUCUGUCGACUAUCGUAAGAAUACGCCCCCAUGGCCCACAAAGCCCAAUUCGCUAUGGCCGUCAAGCGCGAAAGGGCCGAGCGACACUCCUGUCGCCGGCCAAGCCGCAAGGAAGAUCGAAAAACACACACCUGCCACCCCAUCCCAAACCAAAAAGCCUGAAUCUGCCACUUCCGACGCAAGCAGGGCGCGUUCCACUACUGUCUUUGCCACACCACGUACCCCUUCUGUGAAGAGAACUCCAGGAAAGUCAAAGGGGACUUCUGCUCCAGCGACGCAGUCCGUAGCCGACAAGGCUGUCGCGCUCGCGCAGUUCAAAGGCAAAAUCAAGAACUACAGAUUCUUUUUUGACUGCUUUGAUAAUAAAGUGGCAGCUGAUCUUAGUCGCCAAAUAAAAGAACUGGGAGGCACGGUCGAGCUUUUUAUGAAUAAAAGCAUCACUCAUCUCGUCACUAAUAAACCCAUUCCACUGGAAAGAGAUGGCUCAAAAACGCCAUCCAGAAGCUCUGCCACCACGGGUAGUGUUGUGCGGGCCAAGGAAACAACACCCAACCGCGGAUUGUCUCCAGGCAAACUUGGCAGCCCAUCUGGAAGAAGGGCUCCCAAUUUCUCUGCGUCGAGAGGCAAGCAGAAUGAAGAUAAUAUAUCCAUCGCACGCAAGUUUGGCGCUGUCGUGUGGUCCCUAGACAGACUCGUACGCAUUUUUAAGGCCCUCAACGGAGUUACAGUGCCACGUAGAUUGCAGGAUCAUCUCCGUGAUGAAAAGCUGUACGGUCUCUCGACCAACAGGGAUCCGGAGCAGGAGAAAGCUGCAUUCCGAGCAUUUAAAAGUAGAUUCGUACUUGUAGAAGACGCUUUGGAACUGCAUAAGCCUAUUCUCAUGAAAGAGUAUAAAGAAGCGAAAGAUCCGAAGAAUCCCCCAUGGCCGAUAAUCUUCUUCAAAGAUCGUCAGGGUCGGUGCGCCUUCGUCAGAUAUCCAAGCUCUGCAAGUGACGACAGUUCAACUAGCGUUAGCGACAGGGAUGGACAAGACGAGGUGACGAAUGCCGGCCCAAUGGCCUUACGACUAGUCGACGAAAGCGAUGCGCAUUCCAGUGAUACUGAGGAGAAUGACUUACAAAGGCAGGUCGCGCUACAUCGCCUUCAUGGCGUUGUCGCUUCAGCGGCCUCAGGGCUCAUAUCCGGAUCCACGGCAGUCUUGCCAAAGAGAGAACCUUUAAAGGAUGCCAAGAUGACUCAACUUGGACAACGUGAGCUUGUCGUCCAUCCCCGAAACAAACCGCACAUUCAGAAGCGUAGGGAUCGGAAGCGACCCCAGGAAACGCUGCGUAGGGACCAUCGCAUUGCUGGAAAGGCGUUUUACAACCGCCCGGGCUACUGCGAAAACUGCAACAUAAAAUAUGAUGUUUUUGCGGAGCACAUUGAAUCCAAGAUACACAAGAGUUGGCUGCGUCAAGCAAACUUCCAGGAACUUGACAAUCUGAUUGCAAGUCUUCAGCGCCCUCCAAAAUCGCCCCGUCAAACGAAGCAAAUGCUUCCCUUGGCCACAUCCAAAGAAGAGGGUGACGUUACAAAUGUCCUAGAUACCGUAAUAUUGGAGCAACGCCCCUCAGCAACAAUGCGCAAAGUCCGUGAUGACACUGAUGCUAACCUUAAUGUCAUCAGACGACAAAGUCUAAGUGGGUUCUGCAAGCCCAGUCGUACUGACCGAGACAACCCUUUCCUUGUCCUAGAAAGUCAGCCUGCAGAUGGAGCUCAAGAGCCGAACGCAGAAAUGACUAUUUCAGCAUCACAAGCCGAGCUACCCUCCACGAAAGGCGCCCUCGCUGCACCAGCCUACGCUGGCAAAUCUGGUGUCGUUGCGCACACAACCGACGGAAGCGGUCUUGAAAGCAAUGGUCCUACUGAAAACAACAAGACAUUCUCCGAGGCGCCUGUGCUCGUAGAAAGCCAAACACCAACACUGCCAACUACCAACGUGCUACACAAGCAUCCUACCGCGGAAGGAACACCUGGCCCACCUGCUCGCUAUCCGGAUGAUACCAGUACACAAAUUGCAGCUCAUUCAACAGAAGAUGUUACACACGAGAAAGUAGAAUCUUCAAAUGCGUAUACGGACCAUGUGCGUGUAUUCACGACCCCCCAGCCAUCCACAUUAUCAGCCGCCUUUAACGUGCCCAGCGCUACGACACCCAUUCAUGGCAGACAUCUUCACCUUAUGUACGACCUGAACACCACAAGCUCUCUACCUACCAUUGCGAAUAUAAACGACCCUACGACCCCGUUCUCCGAGCGAUCAUCCUUUAAACGAGGCGCGUCGAUCAUGGAAGGCAUCGCCAAAAGAAGCAGGCUGAUGGAUGACGGGUCAUCUGCAAUUGGCAUGAGUCCUCUUCGACAGCAGAGCAGCGACCUUGCCAAGUACCGAGACAUCGAGUCCUCGAAAAAGGUGGACAAUGAUCCCGGGGGUGUCGACGCGGAAAAAGUGGAAAAUGAGGAUGACGAGGACGAGGUGCUGACUGUUGGCAGCAGCACCCCGAGAGCUAAUUCAAAAUACUGGCCUCGAAGCCAUAGCGACUUCUUGAAAACUGUAUUGAAUGCGGAGGAUCUUUCACCAAAGAAACGCUGGUCGGGAUUAUCAGGUGGAACGAGUAUACAUUCACCCACAGCUUGUUCUGGUGGUACGCCGCGGGGAGGUAGCCGUCAGUGGUCAAUUUCAAGCGAUGGCACUACAGGUCCCUCUUUAAGAAGAAGCAUGCUGCCUGCAAUGAAUGUCACCCCGCUCGCACGACACCAGCGACUGUGCUCGGCUGUGGAAACACCUACCAAAGUUGUAGGUCGCUGGGUUCAAGGUUUGCCAUCAUCCACAGAGAGUGUAGGUGCUUCCGCACCAGAGGGAAUGCUUGUACGGACACCAGCGCCAGCAUCUGCUUCAGAAAAUCUCUCCGAAGCAGCCAUCAAACCUCUGGGGGACUGCAUUAGCGAACCUGCAAGCAGACUUUCCAUUGAUCCUACCAUUCACGAAAACGUCUGUACGGGUGGCCAAGCGCCAACUGAAGCACGGGUAACACCGUUGUCUUCGGAUAAUGUAACGGGAUUGAGAUCCACGGCAUUGGAAGUCAUUCGGACCAAUGAUCUCUGCACUGCGGUUGGCUUCGAACCUAUAAGUAGCGAGCCAGACGAUCAGCCAUGGGUCACCAUACCAAUCUCGAGCAGCAAAAGAAAUGCCCAGGAAGCAUAUGUCAAUCCCGAUUCGCCGACAACUGUUGUAGACAGAACUAGUCUUGCACCCUGGGCAGUGACACGAAAGCGUCUAGCGGACGUGGAUUCUGAAUCAUCGGCUACCAAAAAGCCCAAAACACCAUAUACUGUAACUGGAUUGUAAUUUCGUUUUGGUCUGCAUAGUCCCUUGGAUUGUGUCUUUGUAGAUUUUUUCAUUCUUUGGAUGAUCAUUUGAAUAUAUUCUAUUCAUAUUUA
Molecule: messenger RNA, 4110 nt
Organism: Spizellomyces punctatus DAOM BR117
Lineage: Eukaryota; Fungi; Chytridiomycota; Chytridiomycetes; Spizellomycetales; Spizellomycetaceae
Exons: 9
Coding region: 353-4018 (1221 amino acids)
Biological process (GO): regulation of cell cycle phase transition; positive regulation of nuclear cell cycle DNA replication
Cellular component (GO): nucleus; Dbf4-dependent protein kinase complex
Molecular function (GO): zinc ion binding; nucleic acid binding; protein serine/threonine kinase activator activity
Source: RefSeq, a predicted model, not a curated record